This is a messenger RNA of Pimephales promelas (fathead minnow), 1594 nucleotides long. It is a transcript of the gene aasdhppt, whose product is annotated as aminoadipate-semialdehyde dehydrogenase-phosphopantetheinyl transferase. Lineage: Eukaryota; Metazoa; Chordata; Actinopteri; Cypriniformes; Leuciscidae. Gene Ontology annotation, cellular component: cytosol. The record is from RefSeq and is a predicted model, not a curated record. Gene Ontology annotation, molecular function: magnesium ion binding; holo-[acyl-carrier-protein] synthase activity.
GACACGCUCAAGCGAAACAGCGCCAGCCAAACAAAUGAUGCAUAUGGCAGAAAAGACUAUAUAUUAAUAUGUAAUAACAAUAAUAAUAUUGAUAUUAAGCGCAAUUAUUAACUACUAUCUAUGGUCUGAGCACCGAAUUGCGCAGUUUAUAAUGAUGUGUAUUUCUCCUAGUAUAGGACAUUAACAGUAAGUUAGUUGAUGGACGGGGUCCGGUGGGCGUUCCGGUGCGGUUCGUGGGUACCGACCCGUUCCGAGUGGACACUGGCGGCCCGUUGCAUCCAACCGGAGGAGAGGGAACGGAUCGGGCAGUUCGUGUUCGCCAAAGAUGCGAAAUCUGCCAUGGCCGGGCGUCUGUUGAUCAGAAAGCUGGUGUGUGAGAAGAUGGGUUUAUCCUGGGACGGGUUUCGACUGGACAGAACCGCGCGGGGGAAACCGUACCUGUCCUCGUCCUCCCACUGGAGCUUCAACGUGUCCCAUCAGGGAGAUUACGCUGUUCUGGGAGCAGAGCCGGGACGUCCCGUGGGCAUCGACCUGAUGAAGACCUGCAGGCCAGGCAGUGGCUCCACGCAGGAGUUUUUCCGCAUCAUGAAUCGCCAGUUCACGGAUCUGGAGUGGACGAACAUCCGGACGGCCGGCUCGGACUGGGACCAACUGGACAUGUUUUAUAGGCACUGGGCACUGAAGGAGAGCUUCAUCAAAGCGAUUGGCACAGGACUGGGCUUCGACCUGCACAGGGUGGAGUUUCACGUCUCGCCCAAUCAGAUGCGAGAGGGCCAAGUGUACCGGCAGACGCGCAUGUUCCUGGACGACGAAGAGGAGGACUGGAUAUUUGAGGAGAGCUUAUUGGACAAAGAUCAUCACGUGGCUGUGGCGCUGGGAAAGCCAGACAUCAGCACGUCUAAAGAGGACGGUGGAGGUUUGUGUGAAGCUCCGCCCCUUUUGUUCACUCUCUUGAGUUUCAGUGAUCUGGUGGCUAGAGCCACGCCCCUAACCGAGGAAGACUCCGCCCACUGGGAGAGAUUUCACAGCAAAAAGGAAGCGCCUUCAAGGCAAAGUGAACAGCAGUGACCCUUGAAUGCAAAUAUAUGUAAAUAAAGUACAUGUUUAUGUAUUGCUUGUUCUUUCGGGCUCGUUCCUGUUCUCUACGAUCUUUAUUACUUAAAGGGGUGGUUGAUUAUGAUUUCACUUUUCUAACGUGAAUCUCUCCAUCAAUGUCUGACUCUGGAUUGAACAUAAAAGCUCAAAGUUUUUGAAAUUUUCAGUGCAUGUGUGUGUGAGGUAAACCUCUUGAAGCCCCACCCCUCAUUUGCAUUUAAAGGUACAGACACAAAAACGGUAUUUUUUUGUUCACCCUCAAAAAGUGACAAUUUUAACAUGCUAUAAAAUUAUCUGUGGGGUAUUUUGAGCUAAAACUUCACAUACACACUCAGAGACUUUAUAAAAGGGCAUUACACCACCCCUUUAAGGCGACUUAUGACAUUGUUUUCAUAUUUUAGCCAUCAUUUGAAAUGUCAAUAUUGUCAAACUGAUUUGUCCCCAAACCCAAAUACUACGCAACAAAACAUGACAGAAUUCAUUAAAUCUAUUGAUAAUA